Messenger RNA from Hypomesus transpacificus, 2840 nucleotides. RefSeq names its product DnaJ (Hsp40) homolog, subfamily C, member 7 (gene dnajc7). The coding region runs from base 34 to 1524 and encodes 496 amino acids. The record is from RefSeq and is a predicted model, not a curated record. NCBI's taxonomy places the organism in Eukaryota, Metazoa, Chordata, Actinopteri, Osmeriformes, Osmeridae. Gene Ontology annotation, molecular function: protein binding. The transcript has 14 exons.
GCUGUUUGCAGCCCCGCCCCCUGUCUCGGCAAAAUGGCGAAUGUGGACUAUGAUGAUGUGAACAUGGACCAAGAGAUGGAAUUACUUAGUGACGAAGAAUUGGAGAGAGAAGCGGAGGGCUACAAAGAACAAGGAAAUGCCUACUACAUUAAAAAGGAUUAUUCUGAAGCAUUUAACUACUAUACCAAGGCAAUAGACAUGUGUCCCAAGAAUGCCAGUUACUACGGAAACCGUGCAGCUACACUGAUGAUGCUAAGCCGAUAUAGAGAGGCGCUGGAAGACUCCCAGCAGGCAGUGCGGCUGGAUGACACUUUUAUGAAGGGUCAUCUACGAGAAGGAAAGUGCCAUCUGUCUCUUGGCAACGCCAUGGCUGCUAGCCGCUGUUUCCAGAAGGUUCUAGAGCUUGAACCUGACAACAGCCAGGCACAGCAGGAGUUGAAGAAUGCAGACUCGAUCCUAGAGUAUGAGAAGAUGGCGGAAAUUGGGUUCGAAAAGCGCGACUUUAGAAUGGUUGUCUUCUGUAUGGACCGUGCCUUGGAGUCUGCUUCCGCCUGCCACCGAUUCAAAGUACUCAAAGCAGAGUGUUUGGCCUUGCUGGGACGCUACCCGGAAGCUCAAUCCGUAGCCAGUGAUAUCCUGAGGAUGGACUCGACCAAUGGGGAUGCUCUGUACGUGCGAGGCCUCUGUCUGUACUAUGAGGACUGCAUUGACAAGGCUGUCCAGUUCUUUGUCCAGGCCUUGCGCAUGGCCCCUGACCACGAGAAGGCUCGCCUCGCCUGCAGAAAUGCCAAAGCACUUAAAGCCAAGAAAGAGGAGGGCAACAAGGCUUUCAAGGAGGGGAACUAUGAGACAGCCUAUGAGCUGUAUUCUGAGGCCCUGACAAUAGACCCCAACAACAUCAAAACCAACGCCAAGCUGUACUGCAAUAGGGGCACCGUUGGAUCCAAGCUGAAAAAACUAGAGCAGGCCAUCGAAGACUGCACAAAGGCAAUCAGGCUGGACGGGACCUACAUCAAGGCCUACUUACGGAGAGCGCAAUGUUACAUGGACAUCGAGCAGCAUGAGGAUGCAGUGCGGGAUUAUGAGAAGGUCUACCAAACAGAGAAGACAAAAGAGCACAAGCACCUUCUGAAGAAUGCACAGCUGGAGUUGAAGAAAAGCAAGCGGAAAGAUUAUUACAAGGUGCUGGGCGUGGACAAGAAAGCUACCGAGGACGAAAUCAAGAAGGCUUAUCGUAAACGAGCCCUCAUGCAUCAUCCAGACCGUCACAGUUCAGCUAGUGCGGAGGUGCAAAAGGAGGAGGAGAAGAAGUUUAAGGAGGUCGGAGAGGCGUUCACCGUGCUUUCCGACCCCAAGAAGAAAUCUCGUUAUGACAACGGUCAGGACCUGGAGGAUGAUGGCGUGAACAUGGGAGAUUUUGAUGCCAACAACAUUUUCAAGGCAUUCUUCGGAGGGCCAGGAGGCUAUAGUUUCGAAGGUAACUCAUCAUCUGGACCAGGAAAUUUCUUUUUCCAGUUUGGUUAAUUUGGGAAUCCAAUACCUCUGCCGUUCCAACAUCAUGGACAUAAACAAAUUCAACCCUCUAUAACUCGUACCUACCCUCAUUUUAACGUGUCUGACUGUUUCUCAGUCAGACUGUCUAUGCCAUUGACUAAAUGAAUGCUAUCCAAUGACACCAUGCAACAAACAAAUUGUGCUCAAACAGCAAGUUGAAAGUACACCUAUUACUGGUUUUGAGUUGAUUUCCUUAAAAGAAAAGAAAAAAAACAUUCUGGAAGUCUUUAAUAGCUGGUUACAUGAUGGUUUUAAAGAGAAUGGUGGCCAAACCAAGUACGAGCCUGAAUCAUGCAAUGUUUCCUAAGAGUGAUGGUGUAGCUACCGAGUCUGAGCAGUUGAAGCCCAGAGCAUCUGUGACCCAUGGGGAAACCUCUGAGAAGCUUUGGGACAGUAAGCAUGCCUCUUAAACCGCUCUCCUGGAAGUAUUCAAAGCAUGCAAGUUAGUUUCUUGCCCGGUCGUUUCCAAAGGAGGAAAUGACAUGGGUUACUUAGCAACUUGUAAUAUUGCUAUAGCCCAACACCUCCCCUCUGAACCAGUAUACUCGAGAACCAAAAUUCACCAGCUGUGGAUAUGCUUACUGACAGCUGUGUACUUGUCCCCAUGUUAUAGGAACUGUUAAGGUUCAGCAUUGAUUUUCCACAACUGCUGGAGAUCAUAUUUGUUCAUGGACUGUUGUUCAUGUGCAGUAAAGAGAUGGCUUUGUUGGCUUGUAAAGCUAGCACUUUCACCUUCUGUGUGGUUGGCUUUCUCACCUCAAGUUUUAUGUUCGAUGUUGCCAUUCACCGGUUGCUGCAUUGUAUAUUUUACUGGAAUGUAAAGUGUUAAUUUAUGUUUAUAGUUGAUAACUGUUUAUUUUAUUUUAUACAUAUGUAAUAUGUAAAUGUUGUGUUUCAUAGAGUAUCUAAGCUCUAGAUGAGAAUGCUUAUAUUAUGAAAAUGCAACCAAGGACCAGCUUCCUAAUUGCACAAACUCAGGAAAAUUUUGUUGCACUUAAACUGCAUCUGUGAAAAACUGACAUCUGUCAACUACAUCAAGCAAACAAAUCGUGUUAAAUAUAUAGCGCUAAUUAGUCAUCAAAGUAAAGAAUUGACAAACGUAUUGCGGUCAUCUGGAUUACAUGAUGACAUAAAAACCUAAUCAAGUUAACAUGCUGAGUAGGAUAUUUUGUCCAUUUGGUGCACUUCGAAAAUAAAAGCAUUCUCAUCUCUCAUCAUAAGUUGGAACAACUACUACCACACAGUCAUGUAAAUAAAGUUAGCCUCUCUGGAUUCCUCCCAUGAAA